This is a messenger RNA of Debaryomyces fabryi, 1092 nucleotides long. RefSeq lists its product as uncharacterized. The record is from RefSeq and is a predicted model, not a curated record. Gene Ontology annotation, cellular component: Hrd1p ubiquitin ligase ERAD-L complex; endoplasmic reticulum membrane. Gene Ontology annotation, biological process: endoplasmic reticulum unfolded protein response. Gene Ontology annotation, molecular function: ubiquitin-specific protease binding; misfolded protein binding. Lineage: Eukaryota; Fungi; Ascomycota; Pichiomycetes; Serinales; Debaryomycetaceae. The transcript has a single exon. The coding region runs from base 1 to 1092 and encodes 363 amino acids.
AUGAGUAAUCAGUCACUUGCUGAUAGCAUAAGGAAUAUUCCACCUGUUACUAGAUUUUUUACUAUAACUACGGUAAUUGUGUGCUUUGCCAACUCUUUAAAGAUUAUUCAACCACACCAAUUAAUAUGCUACUUGCCAUUAUUCAUAGAUACGUUCAAUGAUACUUCGAGAACCAUAAGUAAUUCGAAUAUUGCAGGCAGUAUUGGUGCUAUCGUGGGGUUAUUGGCUCAGAGUUAUAGAUUUUUUACGUGCUUUUUAUUACCCCAAGGUUUGCUAACUGAUCAACCUUUUCAUGCCAUAUUGGACAUCUAUUUUUUCUAUACAUUUGCCAACCACCUUGAAUCUCACACAGGAAAGUUCCGUCGUAAUUUUCCUGAUUGUCUUUGGUUUACCUUGGUCACUGGUACUAUAGUUGUAUUAUUAUCGUUAGUUUACAAUGCGAUCAUUGAUAUAAACCAUUUUCCUGUUCAUCACCAAAUGAUACUUUCAUGUGUCACAUACAUUUGGUCUCGUUCGCUGAAGAACUCUUUGAUAAAUUUCCUCGGGUUGGUGCCAAUCAAGGCGUACUAUUUGCCACUUUUCAAUCUUUUUUUCAAAUUGUUGAUCAGUGGUUACUCUUCAUUUUUGGAUUCUGCAAUAGGUAUUUUCAGUGGAUAUUUGUAUCAAUGUUUUCAAUCAGAUACAUUACCGAUUUACAAUCUAUUCCCAGGUUCAUAUGCGAAGUACUUAACUUCCAAUAGAGAUACAAAUGGAAGAAGAGUGGGUCAGUUAAACAAUAAUUUUGCUAGCAUGGACCAGUCGGUAACUACAGCCGGAAUUGAUUUUAUAGAAGAUUCUAUUUUUGACAAGGGCUAUCUUAAAGCACCAAUUUGGUUAUAUAAAUUAUUAAACUAUCCAACCAACAACUCCAAGAGAACAACUGCUUUUUAUCCACGUCCAGACACUACUUCAAAUAUCUCCGCUGGAACCCAUGUGAACAUAAAUGAGAAUACAUCUACUGACAACUCAGGGUCUGGCACAUCUACUGGAUUUUCUUGGUUCGGACAAGGUAAUGAUCCUUUCAAAGGAAAAGGAUACCGUUUAGGUGACUGA